AAGAGCGAGGCGGCGCGGCGGCGCGAGCCGCGGGCCGUGGUGCCGCCGUCGGUGCAGGAGCUGAACGACUCGGAUUUGUUCGCCAUCAAAAGGACCAUCACGGUGAGCCGGCGCGCCGGCACGCCCGAGCCCAAGCGCGAGGUGCUCUACGACUCCGAGGGGCUGAGCUUCGAGGGCUUCUCCGACCGCGAGCACGCCGAGUUCCCCGCCCGCAAAACCGAGGCCAGGCCGGCGCCGCCGGAGCCCGGCAAGAAGGAGAAGGAGAGGAAGCGGAGCCGCGCCGAGGAGAGGCCGGCGGGGAGGGAGAAGUACAAGAAGAAAUUCAAGGAUUACGCCGAGCCCGGCGCGGCCGAGGCCGGGAAGAGCAAGGAGAAGGCGCGGGAGAAGAGCGGGCGCAAGGGGAAAGCGGGCGGCGGGCACAAGGACGGGGCGGAGGCGGCGGCGCCGAAAACGCCGGCGGCACCGGCGGCGCCCAGGAAGGUGAAGCUGCAGUCCAAGGUGUCGGUGCUGAUCCGGGAGGGCGUCAGCUCCACCACCACCAGCACCAGCAGCGCCGCCAAGGAGGGAGCCGGAAGCGGCGGCGCCGGGAUCGGGGUGAAAUUCGCCCGCGACGCCGAGAGCCGCGCGGCGUUCCUGAAAACCGAGGAGAAGGCGGAAAAAGCGACCCCCAAAAACGACGGCGGGCAGCCCCGCGAGGCGGGCGCCAAACCCCGCAAGGCCAAACCCCCCAAAACCAAGGGGGGCGUGAAGAAAGUCAAGCUCAAAACCAAGGGCGAGGCGCGCAAGAAGAGGAAGACCAAGGCGAAAAACGGCGGCGCCGCCUUGAAGAAAUCCAAAGCCGACAGCUGCAGCCAAAGCGCCGCCAGCCCCCAACUCCGCCUGCCCCCCAAACCCGACCCGGCCUGGUCGGGCUCGGAAAAAUCCACGGGGGGCAGCACCCCGAAACCCCCCAGCCCGCUCUGCCCGGCCGCCGCCGCCCCCAAAGCCGCGCCGGUGGCGGCGGCGGCGGCGGCCGAGCGGGAGCUGACGCCGGACUCGCAGACGGUGGACAGCAGCUGCAAGACCCCCGACGUGUCCUUCCUGCCCGAGGAGGGGGCCGGGGGACCCCCGCAGGCGGCGGGGGGCGAGGGGACGGGCUCGGGGGACCCCCCCGGAGGGGAGCCCGAGGCCGACAGCCACUGCGAGGGGAAGGAGGAGGCGCCCAGGGCGGCGGCGGUGCCGGGGGUGCCGGCGGUGCCGGGGGCGGCCACGGGCUGGAGCCUGCAGGGCGGCGUGGACUGCGCCACCAGCGGCGUGCUGGCACUGACGGCGCUGCUGUUCAAGAUGGAGGAGGCCAACCUGGCCAGCAGGGCCAAGGCCCAGGAGCUGAUCCAGGCCACCAACCAGGUGGGGACACCGGGGG
Messenger RNA from Passer montanus (Eurasian tree sparrow), 1402 nucleotides. It is a transcript of the gene SCAF1, whose product is annotated as SR-related CTD associated factor 1. Gene Ontology annotation, molecular function: RNA polymerase II C-terminal domain binding. The annotation marks the transcript as partial. The transcript has 2 exons. The record is from RefSeq and is a predicted model, not a curated record. Lineage: Eukaryota; Metazoa; Chordata; Aves; Passeriformes; Passeridae.